CGGCUGGGUUAAUUCCCGAACAUUCGUCCAUAUCUGACCGAAUUAAGUUGAUCCUGAAGCUCUGACAAAAUGGUUGAUUACAGCAAGUGGGAUCAUAUUGAGGUAUCUGAUGAUGAGGAUGACACCCAUCCCAACAUUGAUACUCCUAGCCUGUUUAGAUGGAGACACAAGGCAAGAGUAGAACGCAUGGAGGAGCAGAAGAAGGAGAGAGAAAAUGUGGAGCAGGGCACAGAAAGGGCUCAUAAUGCCGUUGAAGAUACAAAACAUUUGCUUGCUGAUCUCAAAGCCAAAGGAGACGAGGAAGGAGCGAAAAAGGCUGGAGCUAAAUUGAAGGAACUUGAGGACGAGGAAAAGAAAUGGAGAGAGAAAGAAGCAGAAAUUGAAAAGAAAGAAAAGCUAACACCAUGGAACGUUGACACCCUGAGCAAACCAGGCUUUGAGAAGACCAUGAUCAAUUCGUAUGAAAAGUCGGAGGAGGACUUGACGGAGGAAGAGAGAGAAAAUAAGAUGGAAACGUUUGUUGAGAAGAACGAGAAGUUGAUCAAGGAGUUUGGGAUGUACAGGAAGUAUCCCGACGCCCAGCGAUUCCUGGUUGACCAUCCGAACCUUGUGUGUGAAGAGACGGCAAACUAUCUGGCGAUUUGGUGUAUCAACUUAGAAUGCCAAGAGAAACAUGGCUUGAUGGAGCAAGUAGCCCACCAGACUAUUAUUAUGCAAUACCUACUGGAGUUAGCCAAAAGUCUCAAUCGUGAUCCAAGAUCAUGUAUCAGGCCUUUCUUUUCAAAGAUGGAUAAAGCUGAGAAGCAGUACAAGGAUGCAUUUGAUGAUGAGCUUGAAUCAUUUAAGAAGAGAGUGAGAGAGAGAGCUCAGAUCAGGAUAGAUAAGGCUACAAAAGAAGCUGAAGAGGAGAUUGAAAAGGAAAGGCAGGAAAGAUUAGGACCAGGAGGCUUAGAUCCUGCAGAGGUGUUUGAAUCAUUGCCAAAAGAGCUGCAAGAUUGCUUCGAAUCCAAGAGCAUAUCUCAACUCCAAGAAACCAUUGCCAAAAUGAAGCCCGAAGAUGCCCAGUACCACAUGAAGCGAUGCGUGGAUUCCGGCCUGUGGGUACCCGGAGGGGGCGCGGACAAAGAUGAAGACGGGGAAGGGGCGACGGCGGGGCCAGGAGACGGUGACGAGGAAGAGGUUUACGAAGAGAUCGACAAAGAAUCGGAAACGAAUCUUGAUGCUGUUGAUUAGACCAAACUUCUGUUGAUUGUGUUGUAACUCACUAUGCUAACUCAAAGACGCCUUUCAUGAUAUCUGGGAAGCGUUUUAUGAAAGGAUUUGUCAGAUGUCUUUUCCAACAGUAACUGUAUGAACAGACACCUGUACUCUCAGCCUGGCAAAAUGAAGGAAGUUAUAAGAUAUGACAACUUUUCAGACGACAGACAUUCAUGAAAUUUUAUGAAGCUUUUCAGCACUGACUAUUCGGGACACCCAUGCUUCCCUGCCACUUGGAACCAAGGGAAGUUUUCAGAUCUGGGGAGGGCUGGGGGGAGUUUCACAAAGAGUUAGGUGUGACUUAUGGUCACACUUUAAUUUCAGUUUGUGUAGUAUGAAAGGCAUCACCACAAUGGUAAGAUUACUGGCCGAAUCCUACAAAGAGUUACGAUAUCUGGCAAUCAGGGACCUGUCUCACAAAUAUUUGCUAUCGAUCUGAUCAACCACAACUAUGGACGGCCAGCAACAUCAACAUCCAAUAUGUAUGUUUGUUCAAAUUAUUUACUAGAUAUGAUGUAUAUUCACUCAUUUAUCAUUUGCUGGAAAAUUCAGUGUGAUUCUUUUUGUUUUCUAAGGAGAUUGUGCAAAUUUCCUGUAGAAAAAAAAAUGGUACGGAUGGAUUUCCAUACAGUUGAGAUUGAUUGGAUCAAUCGUAACUCUUUGAAAGAUGUUGCUCUGAUUAUGCGUUAAAUAAUGUGAGCGCUGUGGUCCUUAAGCAUGGCUCUAAUCAUACUUAAGUUUUUGUGAAACUCCUCCCCCGGCAACUUGUCAGACAACAAAUGUUGAUGAAACCCUUCCCGCGAGUGUGAACAGAUGAACAUAGAUGCCUGAAUAUUUUGUUUCGACUCUCAGUGUGUUUAUACAUGAUUAAAUAAGCGUUUUGAAAUGCACAUGCUGGACUCAUUUUGUGGGACUACUGUUGAUGCUUACAUCCCAAGAGAAGACCCACGUAAUAUUUAUCCGUGGCCUAUGCAAGGUGCUGAGUGAAACAUCAUAUGUACUAGCUUAUUAGUAAUGUUGCCUUUAUGUUCCUCUUAUGUACAACAUUUAUGUAUACAUCAUAUCCAAAUGAAUCUUUCUUUUGUGUGCAUGAGCAGUAAGCGUUCUAGAUUGGCACUUUUUGAAUAACAAGAACGACAAGUAAGAAUGUUCAUCGAUGUCAUACUCAGAGCUGCCAAGUAGUACUUGCUUUCAGUAAUUAUUACUUAAAAACAAGAAAGAAUACUGGUGGUUUCAUGCAAAUUACUGAUUUCUAAAGUUUCAGUUUAUGUUCUGUCCUAUCAAUAUAUCUGAAAAUACUGAUCUUACAAAAACACUGAUUUUCGGCCUGUAAGAGACUGAAAUGCUCUUGAUUGGGUUGGCAUUUCUGCAUACUGAGCAUGUUAACUCCUCCCCUCUCAUUCUGCCCUUAAAGUUGAGCUAGAAAUGAUGCUUUUGUACUAUUUCUGUUGUGCUAUCCUAGAUGGAAUUCAGAAAAAAUAAGAAACCUGUGCUCAUGUGGUCUUAUGGUUAGACCAUUGGACCCAUGAUUAUGAGCUUCUGAGUUAAGUCCCUGGUUGGCUAUUAUCUCCAAUAACUAUAUAGACUAGAGAGUAAUUUCUGUUUGUUUGUAAGGUCGGUCACUAGGUAUGAGUGUGGCGAAAAUGAUGCGGCUUAUCAUCUUGGUAAAUCUGUGCAGUGCCUGUCUGUAGAAAAUCUCCAACCGCAGAACAAGCGGGAAUAUAUGUACAUGUAUAUCCACAGUUUUAUUAUUCAUUUUCAUUUGGUGCUUUUGUUAACAAACAUGUACAAGUUUUCAUCAUCGAUAUUAGCCAUUAAGACUGCAUCCUGUUGUGUGUGUUACUAAACACAUGGGGGUACCUCACAAAGAUAAAGUCUGACUUAGACUAGAGUCACAUUAAAUUCCCAGUUGCGUAAGGUACAUGCGUAUAACGCAUUACCGCACUUCUGCUUUAUCAAUCAUAUACGCGUUAGACAACAUGCGGUUGUUGGCAUUUAAGCAUGACUAAGUCACACUUCACUUUUUUAAAAAAGAACACUCCCCUGGAAGUUUGAAAUAUUGAUGGAAAUGGAUUUCAAUUUGAUGUUAUCACAACUCUGUAUGUGAAGAUAGGCUGCAAGGUAACAUUUGAUUUAAUCACUCGUAAUUAUUGUAGUAAAAUUUGUUGAUGGUUAACAUCAGCUCCACUGAAUCAUUUCCUAUUGAAUACAAUAUCAAAUAGCAAUGAAUGUAUUAUCCAUGAAUGUACUAUCAAUGCAUUACAGAUUUCUCUCAGUCAAACUCUUUUAAACCAAACAGUUUUAAAUAUGCAAAGCUGUGCUCUUGAAUGGAAAUGAGAGGUAGAGAAAUAGAAAAUCUGUAAAUACAAUGGUUUAACCGAAUUGAUUUCAUAAGAAUAUGUCAUUUAUUGUCAGGAAGUUUCCCUGAAAUUCUGCCUCAUUAAAUUUGAAUGUAUGAAAUACAGAGUUCUUUUUUAUUUUAAUGUGUAACAUUAUGCUUAAACCUAUUGUUUAUCUUAUGGUAUGGUAUUGUUUAUUUAUUUUAACAUUUUGUUAUUUCGUUAAGAAUGCAUGGCAUCAAUACUGAUUAGUUACUCAGAAGUUAUGAUUUUGUCCAGAAAAUACACCAUAUGAUAAAUAUGAUAUAUGAUAUAACUUAAAAGUUUCAGAUAUGUUUAUAUCUCUUACCUUCAUUGCCAUAAGUACAUUGAUAUAUUUUAGGAGGUGGUUUCAUAAAAUUGUAAAGUUACAAAUGACUUGAUUAUGGUAAGUCAAAUGUAAACCAAAUGUGAUCAAUCAUUAUGACCCACACCCUUAUUGCUCAAAAUCGUUUUUGCAAAUAAAAGAUGAAUAGAGAAAGGUUUGAAAUGCAGCCAUAAUUUGUUAAACAUAUGAUAGAAACCUGCAUGCAUCUUAUUUGGGCAAUUGAUAUUCCAUUCAAUUGUAGAAUCAUGCAUAACUUUGUAGAAUAACCUUCAAGGGCAUGUUGCAGUAAGAGGUACAAUCGAUCGCAACUCAAAAAUUCAAUCAUAAGUCUGAAACGCGUGUAUACGAUAGGAUGAAAAUUAAGUUGCUUUUAUGGAGUUGCCAAGCCUUUCUACCACGUACGCCAGGGGAGUGUUUCAUGAAAGGUCUUGCCUGAACUUUCAUCCAACCAGUCACAUUUUAUCUAACAGUCGCUGUAGUAACAUGGCUUCUAAGCCAAUCAAAAUCAAGGAAAGCUCCUUUCAGACAAACUGUUGAUGAAGCACUCCCCAGAUCAUUACUUUGAUUUCAUUUGGUACUUUGUACAAUUAUUUGUCAUGAAAAUGAAAUGAUUUAGAACAGAACAAACUUAGAUGCAUUGAUUCUUGGAGCCAUUUUUUGAUUAAAAAAAAAUUGAUGUUGCAAUGUUUACUUUAUCAAUUCUGAAUUUUGAGGAGUAUUGGAACGCAAAUCAUACAAUGUAAGUUGUUCUGAGUAAAAUGAUAUUUGAAUGUA
Lytechinus variegatus (green sea urchin) is the source of this 4737-nucleotide messenger RNA. It is a transcript of the gene cdc37, whose product is annotated as hsp90 co-chaperone Cdc37-like. Gene Ontology annotation, molecular function: heat shock protein binding; protein-folding chaperone binding; protein kinase binding. The transcript has 10 exons. NCBI's taxonomy places the organism in Eukaryota, Metazoa, Echinodermata, Echinoidea, Temnopleuroida, Toxopneustidae. The record is from RefSeq and is a predicted model, not a curated record. Bases 70 to 1233 code for a protein of 387 amino acids. Gene Ontology annotation, cellular component: cytoplasm. Gene Ontology annotation, biological process: protein folding; protein stabilization.